Messenger RNA from Rhinocladiella mackenziei CBS 650.93, 1256 nucleotides. RefSeq lists its product as uncharacterized. The record is from RefSeq and is a predicted model, not a curated record. NCBI's taxonomy places the organism in Eukaryota, Fungi, Ascomycota, Eurotiomycetes, Chaetothyriales, Herpotrichiellaceae. The transcript has a single exon. The annotation marks the transcript as partial.
ACGUCAUGCACGGCUUACCGCGACCCGAUAUUGAUCUCGCAUUUCUUCGUUCGGAACAGAUCAUCGAGCGACUGGAUGAUCUCGAGGAAGUCGAGAACGAUCACGAUGUCGACGAUACGACCGAAGACGAAGAUGACGUCGAUAUCGAGGGUCUUGAUGAAGGGGCCAUCGUCGCCGACAAUUACUCCGAAGAUUCGUCGGUAUGGGACUCGGAUGACUCUCAACUCACCGAGUAUCACGAUCGACGUCGACUUCGAGAAGAAGAGAAGGAGCAUCAACGACGACGAGAACGACUUCGAAUCUUACGUCGAUCUUUACGAAUUGAACAGCAAGCUUUUUACAAAUCCAUUCCUCGCUCCGUCGUCGCGACCGACUCGAUUCACAAUAACGACGACGACGACGAUGAUGGAAAGACGAGGCGUCACGAGGACCUCGACGAAGUUAUACGACGUUACGACGAGAGACUCGCUCGGAUCGACGAGGAGGAAAAAGAGCACGCACAAGUGGUUUCACGGUUGGUGAAUCGUCGCUAUCAUAGUGUUCUACGAAUUCGUCUUCGACAACGAGAACGUCGAGUGCUCGAAGCUCGAGCGCGAGCGGAAGAGGCCCGUAUUCAGCGAGAACCGACGAUACGUCCCGAAGAAAGUUUUAUAUCUCGUGAGAAUCAUCGGGUUCCGUCUCCGGAGAUGAGGUCACUCGAGAUGGCCCCGGCGAAUAAUAAUAUGGAAGUCCGUCGUCCCAACGUCGACGAGGUGUGGGAGUAUUGUUCGCCCAUUCAGUUACCCGUAUGUCGUAUAUGUCACCAUUGCGUGUGGCCCGACGGGAUUCGACGACAUUUACAAACUCGUCCCCAUCGAUGGGCGCGACGUGAUGCCCAACAGAUGCAGGACGCCAUCCAGACAUGGCCGAAUCUCCGUCGAGAUCGGGACCAUAUCGACCGUUGGUGUCAACAACCGGCUCGAGACCCGAUUGCGUCAUUGCCCCCUCCGGUUCAAGGGGUACGAUGUGACAUUUAUCCCGACCAAUGUCGAUAUAUUUGUCGCGAUGAAACGAGUAUGAAGGUACAUUUUGCCCGUCGACACCCCGGUAGUCGCGGUCCAUGCGGGGCUCGAUGUCAUACUCAACGAGAGUUACCCGCACCGCCCGCUCGACCACUAUGGCAGACGGUAUUUUGUCAACAACUAUUUCCCCGCGGGCCCGGGUCACUGUAUUUUGAAGUUCACGCCCCCGUCGACGAGACGACACCCCCCGCUUAG